This is a messenger RNA of Momordica charantia (bitter melon), 425 nucleotides long. RefSeq lists its product as uncharacterized. Lineage: Eukaryota; Viridiplantae; Streptophyta; Magnoliopsida; Cucurbitales; Cucurbitaceae. The record is from RefSeq and is a predicted model, not a curated record. Gene Ontology annotation, cellular component: cytosolic large ribosomal subunit; ribosome. Gene Ontology annotation, molecular function: structural constituent of ribosome. Gene Ontology annotation, biological process: translation.
UAUAAAAUUUGUUCGCCGUCUCUCCUUCUUCCUCGAGUUAGGGUUUUCUUGGACCCGUCUGCUUCCGAGCUCGCCGUCGCCGCCGAUCACCGGGACUCGAAAAUGCCGUCUCACAAGACUUUCAGAAUCAAGAAGAAGCUCGCGAAGAAGAUGAGGCAGAACAGGCCGAUCCCGCACUGGAUCCGCCUGAGAACCGACAAUACGAUCAGAUACAACGCGAAGCGCAGGCACUGGCGUCGCACCAAACUAGGGUUCUGAGGUGUUUUUUGUUUAAUACUUCAAUGUUUAUUUACUUUGAAUUUGUUGAGAUUGAGAAUUUCUUGAGAACCUAGUUUUGAUAUUUGCGCUACUGAAAUUGAGUUCAUCUGACAUUUUUGUUAAAUCAUCUCUGCACCCAAAAUUUUAAGUGCUUCGUGAAAUCUAAA